Caretta caretta (loggerhead turtle) is the source of this 1707-nucleotide messenger RNA. RefSeq names its product protein tyrosine kinase 6 (gene PTK6). Gene Ontology annotation, molecular function: protein tyrosine kinase activity; ATP binding; protein binding. The record is from RefSeq and is a predicted model, not a curated record. NCBI's taxonomy places the organism in Eukaryota, Metazoa, Chordata, Testudines, Cheloniidae. Gene Ontology annotation, biological process: protein phosphorylation.
AAAGAACAUGAUGUGCAGAGGGCGUUUUGCAAAGUCUGCUCCUGGCAGGUACCAUCUGACCUGCCUCCGGUGAGAUGAGUUGGCAGAGUUACACAGACACUUUUGGAAGGCAGCAGGAGACAAGCAUUCCAGGGCUGCUCGGCACAGCUGUUUAAAGAGCUCAUGGCUGGAAAACUAUGAGAACCUCGUUGACCUUGGCUCUGCUGCGGGGAAACCUAACUUCUGCCAUAAUUCAGCUCCUCCACCCGGCAGCAUGAAUUCCAGGCUUGGAGCCAGUCCUCUGUACACCAGCCUCUGGGACUUUGAUGCCAGGACACGGACAGAAAUCAGCUUCCGGGCAGGAGACCUAUUCCAGGUCAUCAGGCAAGAAGGAGAAUGGUGGUGGGCCAAGAAAGUCGAUGGCUCGAACAGGAUCCUAGCUGAAGGUUAUGUUCCUUACAAUUAUUUAGCUGAGCAGGAGACAAUGGAGGCAGAACCCUGGUUUUUUGGGCAGAUCUCACGUUCUGAGACUUUACAGAGACUGCUGUCGGAUAAGAACAAGACCGGGGCCUUUCUAAUCCGAAUCAGUGAGAAAAAAGAUGCUGAAUACGUGCUUUCAGUUCGGGAUGACUCAAUUGUGAGGCACUACAAGAUCUGGCAGAACCCCCAGGGGAACCUCUACAUGAACGUGGUGUUCUCCUUCCCUGAUCUGCGCAGCCUGGUGGAGCAUUACAAAGCGAAGACCCUCUCCCACGGCCUGAGACUGACCGUCCCCUGCUGGAAGCAAGAACAAGAGCCCCUGCCUCACUGGGAUGAAUGGGAAAGACCCAAAGAAGAAUUCAGUCUGGUCAAGAAGCUGGGAGCUGGAUACUUUGGAGAGGUCUAUGAAGGAUACUGGAAAAACAAGGUCAAAGUUGCAAUUAAAACAAUCCCCAAAGCUGACCUGACGUACCAGGCCACUUUUAAGAAUGAAACUCAGGUAAUGAAGAAUCUGAGGCACAAGCACAUCCUCUCCCUCUAUGCCAUAUCUUCUGUUGGAGACCCUGUCUACAUCAUCACCGAGCUCAUGCUCAAAGGAAACCUACUAGAUUUUCUCCGAGAGUCAGAAGGAGAGCAUCUGCAAACGACUGACCUGGUUGACAUGGCAUCCCAGGUGGCUGAUGGAAUGUGCUACUUAGAGUCUCAGAAUUUUGUUCACCGAGAUUUAGCUGCUAGAAAUAUUCUUGUUGGAGAUAACAACAUCUGCAAAGUGGGUGACUUUGGCCUGGCCAGGCUUAUUAAGGAUGAUGUGUACUUGUCUGACUCCCACAAUAUCCCCUAUAAAUGGACAGCCCCUGAGGCCAUUUCCCAUGGACGCUAUUCCAUCAAGUCCGAUGUUUGGUCUUUUGGGAUCCUUCUGUAUGAAAUUAUCACCUAUGGACAGAUUCCAUACCCAGGUAUGAGUAACAGCGAGGUUUGCAAAAAAGUCCAAACAGGUUUCAAGAUGUCCUGCCCACCAAAGUGCCCACCCAUGCUCUAUGAAACCAUGCACAAGUGCUGGCAGCUCAGUCCAGAUCAGAGGCCUGACUUCCAGCACCUCAAAGGAAAACUCCACAGUUUCACAUACUACGAGAACCCAGAGUGGUAGCCGCACAGAGGAGCCCUUCUUUUACUGUUUCCUUUCACCUCUUUUUAAGCCUGACAUUUCUGUUAUAAAGACUUCUGGAUAUGAAACCAAUAGCUCCCUGG